AUGCCUUCUUCCAAGCGGAAUAUGUUUUCCAAAAUCCAUUUGUCAGCCAUCAGCCUCCUGCUUGCUAAUUUGUGGCAUUUCCUCGGCUCUUUGAUGCAAUUCAUUCCAGGUUUAAAGAAUUUCCUGCCCAGCCCAUCAAAAGAGCAAAUCACCUUCCACAGCCCCAAGGGUUUGCAAUGCAUCUCACCCUUAAUGCAGACGGUAGAGGAGACCCCUCAGCCCAUCCCAGCGAAGAUCAAAGGACAUAUUCCCAAAUGGAUUAAUGGCAAUCUUCUGAGGAAUGGUCCUGGGAAGUUUGAGUUUGGUGAGGAGAAAUUUAACCAUUGGUUUGAUGGCAUGGCCCUGUUGCAUCAAUUCCAGUUGGAGAAUGGCACAGUGACAUACAGGAGCAAGUUUCUGCAGAGCAAUUCCUACCUGACUAACAGCCAGCACAACCGCAUCGUGGUCUCAGAAUUUGGGACACUGGCAAUGCCAGACCCAUGCAAGAGUGUCUUUGGGCGCUUCAUGUCACGCUUUGAGAUGCCACAACCGAGUGACAAUGCCAGUGUGAACUACGUUGUGUAUAAAGGAGACUAUUAUGUCAGCAAUGAGAACAUCUUCAUGUACAAAGUGGACCCAGAAACGCUUGAAACAAAGGAAAAGGUAGACUGGAGCAAAUUUGUUGCAGUGAAUGGGGCCACUGCUCAUCCUCAUUAUGAGUCUGAUGGGACAACAUACAACAUGGGCAACUCCUAUGGGAAACAUGGGUCUAGGUAUAAUAUCAUUCAGGUUCCUCCACAAAAGUCAAACUGUAGUGACACAUUAGAGGGAGCGAAAGUGCUGUGCUCCAUUGCUCCAAUGGAUAAGAUGAAACCCUCCUACUAUCACAGCUUUGGAAUGAGUGAAAACUACAUCAUUUUCAUUGAGCAACCCAUCAAGCUGAAUAUGUUGCAGAUUAUCACUUCCAAACUCCGUGGGAAAGCCAUUUCUGAAGGGAUAAGCUGGGACCCUCAGUACAAUACUCGCUUCCAUGUGGUGAAUAAGCAUACUGGAGAGGUGCUGCCAGGGCAGUGGUACAGUAAGCCCUUUGCUACUUUCCAUCAAAUCAAUGCCUUUGAAGAUCAUGGCUGUGUGGUCCUUGAUCUGUGCUGCCAGGAUGAUGGAACAACUCUGGCUACUUACAAACUUCAGAAUCUGCGGAGGAGUGGGGAAGGUCUAGAUCAGAUUUAUGCCUCAAUAUCUCGAGCUUUCCCUCGUCGCUUUGUUCUCCCACUGAAUGUGAAUUCAGACACACCUGCGGGGAAGAAUCUGAACCCUCUGUCUUAUACAUUGGCAAGGGCUGUGAAAGAUGCAGAUGGCAAGGUCUGGUGCACACAUGAAAAUCUCCACCCUGAGGGCUUUGAAAAGGUUGGGGGCUUGGAGUUCCCCCAGAUCAACUACUCUCAGUACAAUGGUAGGAGGUACCGCUACUUCUAUGGAUGUGGUUUUCGGCAUUUGGUUGGAGAUUCCUUGAUCAAGGUUGAUGUGGAGACAAAGAAUUUCAAGAUUUGGCAGGAGGAUGGAUCCUACCCAUCAGAGCCUGUGUUUGUGCCAGUGCCUAAUGCCAUGGCAGAAGACAGUGGAGUCAUCUUGUCUGUUGUGAUCUCCCCCAUUGAGAACCAAAGUGCUUUUCUGCUUGUCUUGGAUGCAGAGACCUUCAGAGAAUUGGGGCGAGCAGAAGUCGCAGUGCAAAUGCCUUAUGGAUUCCAUGGCAUCUUUACUUCCCACUGACUGAAGACCUUGUCACCUCCCAUAACUCAGGGCCAGGUCAGGCUCAGAAAGGAACCUCUGCUUUCUUUUACCUCCCACCUUCGCAUUAUGCCCUGGUUGAAGGAACUGCUUUUUCUGUAUCAUAACCUCUGAGUUCCUGCUGUAUUCCUAACAAUAUACAGCAAAGGGUCUCAGGAAGGCAGAAGCCCCUUCACUCAGCCCACUGCUUUAUCUUAAUUUUCUGACUAUCUUGAUAGGCCAGUUAGCAGCAGUUCACAAAGACUGCCAUGCAUAAGGCUUGCAAGGG
Messenger RNA from Nipponia nippon (crested ibis), 2035 nucleotides. The record is from RefSeq and is a predicted model, not a curated record. NCBI's taxonomy places the organism in Eukaryota, Metazoa, Chordata, Aves, Pelecaniformes, Threskiornithidae.